This is a messenger RNA of Closterium sp. Naga37s-1, 1494 nucleotides long. The record is from the annotation of a GenBank genome assembly. Lineage: Eukaryota; Viridiplantae; Streptophyta; Zygnematophyceae; Desmidiales; Closteriaceae.
AUGUUUCCGCUUCGUGUCCGCUUCUCCGCCACUCUUAUCACGCCUUUCCCACCACCACCGCGCGCCCUACUGGAUUCGCUCGCCGAUGGUAGUGAGGGGGUUCAGGGGUACAGCACCCGCCCCUCCGUCCUGCUUCGUGUGCGCCUUCCGGAAUCCUCCUCCCCUCACCUCAUCCGUCAGCUCCGCUCGUCCACUACUCAGUCAGUCCCUCCCUCCCCAUUCCGCCUCCCCCUCCUCCGCUUUUUCCCCACUGGCCAGAUUGUGGUGGUGGUGGACGAACACUCGCGGGAUGUCGCUGAUCUUAUCAUGCCCGCGUCGCUCGCGACGGCGGAGCGCAUGGCCUUCAUGGUUCGCCACGGCAGCGGCAUCGUCUCCGCCGCCGCGUCCCCCGCUGUGCUAGACCGCCUCUCCAUUCCGCCCAUGCUGGCGGGCGCCGAAGGCAUAGCGAAGAACGGCUCGCCGUCCUCCGUGUCGGUGGACGUUGCGGUGGGCACCACAACGGGCAUCUCCGCGGCGGACAGGGCGCGCACGCUGAGGGCCCUCGCGGACGCGCACUCGCUACCCGCUGACUUCUGCCGCCCGGGCCACAUCUUUCCGCUGCGCGCGCAUCCGGGCGGAGUGCUGCGCCAAGCUAUGCGCGUGGAGGCGGCGGCGGACAUGGCCGUGCUGGCGGGGCUGCCGCCCGUGACAGCUGUCACGGAGCUGCUCAAUGAUGACGGCUCGCUGCCCGAUGCCGCCCAGACGCAGCAGUUUGCCGCCCAGAAUGCGCUCACGCUGAUCUCCAUUCAGGAUAUCGUCAGGCACCGGCGGCUGGUAGAGCGCACAGUGCGGCGCACAGCGCUGGCGCGGCUGCCCACGGAGUGGGGCACGUUUGACAUCGUGAGCUACAUCAGCGAUGUGGACGGCAUCGAGCACGUCGCCAUGGUCAAGGGUGACAUCUCAUCAGGCGAGGACGUGAUGGUGCGAGUGCACAGCGAGUGCCUCACAGGUGACAUUUUUGCCUCCGCUCGCUGCGACUGCGGCCCCCAGCUGCAGCAAGCUCUGCGACGCAUAGAGGCCAAAGGCCGCGGCGUGUGCAUCUACCUGCGCGGGCAGGAGGGCCGGGGAAUCGGGCUAGGGCACAAGCUGCAGGCAUAUAACCUGCAGGACAUGGGGCGGGAUACAGUGCAGGCUAAUCUGGAUUUGGGCAUGCCGGCUGAUGCUAGGGAGUACAGCGCUGCGGCGCAUAUCUUGAGGGAUCUGGGCGUGCGGUCGCUGCAGCUGAUGACGAAUAACCCCGCGAAGCUGACGGCAAUCAGUGAAUUAGGGUUUGCUGUCAACGGACGAGUGCCAGUGCUCUGCCCCAUCAACAUGGAGAACCGGAGAUAUUUGGAGACAAAGCGCGCUAAGAUGGGCCAUCUCUAUGACGCAUCGCUGGCACAGCCCAUCAGCGGCGGCUGGGAGGCACGGGGGGAGGAUGUCGAGGAGGUGGAAGAUGCUGAGAGAAGAGUGUAG